AUGUCGGAUUGCGUGAAGAAAUACUUUAGUCCACGACUUCUUGACUACAUAUGUGUUGUCGGCAGUCGUCAGUCGAGCGCAGACUCGCAUUCGCUGCAAAUGCCGGAACUGUUGCGACGAUAUCCGCCCGAAGACCACUCGGACUUCGCGCUCCCGCCGGACGUCGUGUUCUUCUGUCAGCCCGAGGGCUGUGUCAGCGCUUCCUAUCGGCGAACCUCUCAACGCGACACCAAUUCCUUCGUCUUCGCGCUCACAGAGAAGGACACGUCGCGCGUCAGGUAUUACUGCCAGUGCUCUCCCUCUCUAACCCUGUGCUCUUCCAGAUACGGCAUUUGCGUCAACUUCUACCGCACGGUCGCGCGGCGGACGGCCCCGGCGGCCGCUGAGGAGCGGAAGUGCCACAAAUGCCUUUCUCUGGUCUCCUUCUGCAUCAUCUCUCAUCACCCGUUCUUCUCGUCGUUCCGCGAAUGCCUUCAAGUCCUCAAACGCAUGGUUCUCGCCUUUCAGCACUCGAACCUCGACCGACGCCACAAGCGAGACCCGAUCUGGCAGUUGCUGACGACGCGCGUCACUCCUGGCGACACAUCCUUCGCGCCGCAAGUGAUUCUCGAUUUCCGCGAAGUAGAAACUUGGUGUUUGAAGCUGCUGUCCUGUCCCGUUCCCGUUCCCGGCAAGACCAAGCUCGAGCUGGAGGUCGUGUCCCGCGAGAUGCGCGCGCCGCUGCUGUUGGCGCUGCCCGACCACACGCGCUUCUCGCUCGUCGACUUCCCGCUCCACCUUCCGCUGGAACUGCUGGGAGUGGACACGUGUCUCAAAGUACUGACCGUCAUUCUGCUGGAGCACAAACUGCUGCUGCAGUCGCGCGACUACAACGCCCUCUCGAUGAGCGUGAUGGCGUUCGUCACCAUGAUCUAUCCGCUCGAGUACAUGUUCCCCGUCAUCCCAUUAUUGCCCACGUGCAUGUCUUCGGCCGAACAGCUGUUGCUCGCGCCCACGCCCUUCAUCAUCGGCGUGCCCGCCUCUUUCCUGGCCUUCAAGCGCCGCUUCCGACUCCCGGACGACGUGUGGCUCGUCGACCUCGACUCCAACCGCGUCCUCAAGCCGCCCGCCGUCGAAGACCUGCCGCCGCUGCCCGAGCCCGAGGCCACGGUGCUGAAGAACCACUUGAAGCAGGCGCUGGCCUCCAUGUCGCUCGCGCCGCAGAUGCAGUCGCUCGAGCGUCUGGAGCCGCGCGCGACCGCCGCGACCUCUGGCGCCUCCGCCUUCAACCCUCUCAUCUACGGCAACGACAUCGACUGCGUGGACGUGGCGACGCGCGUGGCCAUGGUGCGCUUCUUCAACAGCGCCAACCUGCUGUCCAACUUCGGCGAGUUCACGCGCACCAUCCGGCUGUUCCCGCGGCCAGUGGUCGCCUUCCAGGUGAACGCGUUCGUGUCGUCGCGGCCGAAGGCGUCGCUCUACGUCAACAAAUUCGUGCGAACACAAGCGGUCGAGUUUCUGGCCGAGUGGUCGCUCUGUCCGACAAACGUGGCCUUCAUUCGCGUCCAGACCGGUGUCUUCGACCCGACGGUCAUCGGCGAUAAGCACAAGUGGUUCGGCCACCAGUUGGACGCGAUCUCCGUCAAAGUGUGGAACAAUGCAAACCAACAGAUGGCGCAACUCUUCCGCGCCGUCGACGCCGCCGACUCCUCGGACGACGACUGCGACGACGAGAGCGACGACUCCGACGUCAGCACGUCGUCCUCCAUGUCGUCGCUCUCCGAACUCAUGGAUCAACCGCCUGACCACGGGAUCGAAUACCAGAAAGCCUUAUACGACUCGUCAUGUGUGGCGACCAUUAAUGACGUCAGAUCUGUGUUCAAACCGCCGGACACUUUGCAAUUGACGCAAAACCGCGACGACGACGACGCCAAAGCGACGCCAACACGACGCGCGUCGUCUCACGGGUCCGCCUCUUCCUCGCCCACGCGCUCCGCGUCGUCGACUUCGAACGCGUCCUCUGGCGGCGAAGACUGCGAAACAGAGUUCAAAAACAUGGUUUUGGGCGACAAUGCGGACAAACUCGCGCCACAAAUAUCCCCUAAACUCAUAUCAGGUCGUUCACCUCUGGAGUCCGUCGAGUCGGAUCACAGCAGGAGUUCGACUCCGCGCGCGUCGGAGCGCCCGCAGUCGCCGCACUCGUCGUCCGGGACGUCGACGCCGACGCUCUCGCGCGCCAUUUCCAUAUCGUCGGUGUUCUCGCGCUCGCAGUCGCAGCACAGGGACUCCGUCUCGGGGUUCGCCUUUCUCGACCGCUUCGCCUCCGAAGCGAAGGAAGUGGCGCGAGAGGCCAAAGCCGUGGCCAAAGAGGUGGCCAAACCGGCGGCCGUGGCCGGCAAGAAGAAGUUCCUGGCCAACCUCCAGGCCAUCAGCGAGCCCAUGAAGGACUGGCGCUCCUCGCGCGACGGCGCAGACGCGGCCUCUUCCGACUCUUCGCUCAUGUCUUCCAUGUCUUCCGACUUCAACGGUUUGGCCGACAGAACGGCGGGAAUGUUUAGCGGACUCUUCGGCAGCAAUAAGGCGAAAGCGCCGCAACCGUUCGGCCCCUUUCCCAAAGGCAGGACCGGAUUGGUGGAGAAGUCGUCGCUCAUCCGCCACUCCACCAAUCAGAAGAGCGCGGCGCCCAAAGCGCCCUCUGGCGACCACAAGCCGAACUCCCAUCAGGAGAACCAGGCGUUCCUGAAGGAGACGAUCGCUGCGGUGCUGGAGGGCGAGGGCGUGGGGUGGCUGCGGCUGUCGCGCGUGCGCAAACUCAUGGAGGACGAGAGCUAUCGGGCGCUGGUGGUGUCGCGCAUCAACAAGACGCUGGAGCGGAAGGUGUCGCCCGACGACCACAUCGACGACGUGCAGGUGUCGCGCGCCGUGUGGAAGGGAAUGGCCAAACUGGUCAGCGCCAUGAUCGCGGGGUUGGAGCGCUCGUACUGCGACCAGGGCGGCGGCGGCAUGGCCUCGGCACUUCCCAUAUUGGAGAUCGCGCACACGCACUACUGGGCCAAAGAGGUGGACGACAGCGCACGCGCCGACACGUGCUCGCAGGGGUCGUCGCCGUUCGGGUCACGUGACAACCUGGACACUCCCGCCGACACGCCUGUGGCCGAGCGGUCAUCUGUGGUGAGAGUGCCGUCGAUGGAGUCCGAGGUGUCGGACGUGUCUCCGUCUGCGCAGGCGUCGGAGGCCGGCUCCCUCACAGUGAACCCGGCGUACAGCGCACGCGCGCUCGCCAACAAGGCCAACUUCUCCGACUCCGAGAUUCAGGGUCUGCAGGGACGGCAGUCGCGCACUCCGAGCGUCUGGUCCUCCAAGUCGUCCAUCUCCACGGGUUUCCGCUAUCACGGCGGCGCUCUCAUCGGAUCCACGGGACUGCCGGCCGACGCGCCGCGCGUCUACCUCUUCGAGGGCAUAAUCGGGAAGGAGAGAUCGCACUUAUGGGACGAAAUGCAGUUCUGGGAAGACGCCUUCCUCGACGCCGUGUCGCAGGAGCGCGACCUCAUCGGCAUGGACCAAGGUCCGGGCGAAAUGCUGGAAAGGUAUCGAUCGCUGCAAGAGAUGGACAGAAAGCGGUUGGAGCACGAGGAGGAUCGGCUGCUGGCCACUUUCCUCUACAACUGCACGGCCUUCAUGAUCAUGGUGGACGUCAAUCGGACGGAGAUUCGGCGCAAGAUCCGCCGCCUGCUGGGCAAGUGCCACAUCGGGCUCCUGUACUCGGCCGAAGUGAACGAAGUGUUGGACCAGAUCGACCACUUGCGCGCCAACGACAUCGACCUCAAGCCCCUGACCUCGCGCCAGAUCCGGCGCCAGACCUUCUCUGUGCACGUGGGCACAGACGCCUCGGGCGACAUGAUGUUCCUGGAGGUGCGCGACGACGGCCUCAUCCUGCGCUCCAUCAACGGCACCAUCGUGGAGCGCUGGUGGUUCGAGCGCCUCGUCAACAUGACGUACUCGCCCAAGAACCGCGUGCUGUGUCUGUGGCGCCGCAACGGCGGCCAGACGCAACUGCACAAGUACUUCACGCGCAAGUGCAAGGAGCUGUACUACUGCAUCAAGGAGGCGAUGGAGCGCGCGGUGCAGAAGGGCCAGGGGCCGCUCCCCGGCACGGAGCUGGGCGGCGAGUUCCCGGUGCAGGACUUGCGGUCGGGCGAGGGCGGGCUGUUGCAGGUGUGCAUGGAGGGCGUGGGCCUCCUCUUCGCCAACUCCAAGGUAGGCUCUGUUGUUGUGCUCAUGCGCGGAGGCUGGGGUCCCGUAGUCAUAGCGACCCGCGUCUCCGCCCGCUGCCAACAAACUCACUCUCUCUCUCUCCCGCAGUUCUUCGUGCGCCUCGAGAACAUCCGCAAGUGUUUCACGCAGAAGGGCGGCGUCUUCGUGCUCGAGGAGUUCAACCCGAAGACGCGCCAAGUGCUGCAGCGGCGCUACAAGAGCCAGAUGUCGGACCAGAUCUGUUACGCCGUGCUCUGCGUCUUCUCCUACAUCGCCGCCGGACUCGAAGAGCAGCGGAAGCGCGACAAACAGCUGAAGGCGAGUCCGCAAAACUCGCGCAAACGAUAG
Medioppia subpectinata is the source of this 4581-nucleotide messenger RNA. The record is from the annotation of a GenBank genome assembly. Lineage: Eukaryota; Metazoa; Arthropoda; Arachnida; Sarcoptiformes; Oppiidae.